Messenger RNA from Suhomyces tanzawaensis NRRL Y-17324, 1530 nucleotides. RefSeq names its product pepsin-like aspartic protease. Gene Ontology annotation, biological process: proteolysis. The record is from RefSeq and is a predicted model, not a curated record. Lineage: Eukaryota; Fungi; Ascomycota; Pichiomycetes; Serinales; Debaryomycetaceae. Gene Ontology annotation, molecular function: aspartic-type endopeptidase activity. The transcript has a single exon. Bases 138 to 1382 code for a protein of 414 amino acids.
ACUUCAAGGGCCUGGCGUAAAGAAUAUCAACGAGGCUCAAUGCAGGGGCACAUUUGCAGCUAUUGUUGAGAUGAAAUUGUUUGGAAGCAGUACUUAACUGGACCCAGUUCCUGUUGUUGGAGAGUAUACAUCUGCAGAUGAUUCCUAGGUUUAUAUUCUCAUAUCAAAUAUUUCUUGCCCUUGCCUUGUUGGUAGGUCAAGGGUUGGCUCUUCCAACUGGAGAUGCUCACAACCAAGACUUGAUCUCGUUGCUCACCAAGAGAGACACGGGUUCCAAGUUCAUCCUGAUGGGAUUCAGUGUGGCAAGAAACUCAGAUAGUGAGCAGCCCACUGAUCCAUUGGUUUCCCUGAACGGUGCAGUUUCAUCACCUAUCGAUAACAAGUUAUACCACUAUAAUAUCGACUUGGAAGUUGGCUCCAACAAACAGAAAAUUACAGUUGACGUGGAUACCGGAAGCUCAGAUUUUUGGGUAGUGGCUACCGAUGCUACGUGCCAGAAAGGCCGCAAGUGCAAGGCCCAAGGCACCUAUAAUGCUUCCCAGUCGAACACCUCCAAAGAUUUGAACCAACCAUUUCUGUUGGGCUACAUUGACGGGUCUACUACGAGUGGGACAUACUACUUGGAUGAUAUUACCCUUCCUGGUGGAAUCACGGCCAAACAAGCGCAGUUCGCUAACGCCAAUACUACCUCCUCCCCUUUCGCUAUCUUGGGUAUCGGGCUCAAAAGCUUGGAGGCUCCAAUCCUUGCCGGUGGGACCCAAACUUAUGAUAAUUUCCCUUGGGUCCUCAAAAACCAAGGAUUUAUCAAUAAGGCCGCCUACUCCUUGUUUUUGAGCAGUCCUAGUGCCGAAUCAGGUACUUUGCUUUUUGGAGGAAUUGAUAACGCAAAGUUUGAGGGUCCUUUGUACAAGUUGUCUGGCGCUUUCCCCAGUAGAUUGGGGGUGAAGUUAGAUUCGAUUGCUGUGGAUGGUGGGGUCACCGACAGCUCCACAGGUUUCGUAUUUGAUUCCGGUUAUUCAUACUCUUCCUGGCCAAAAGCAACUGCUGAUGCUAUUGGAAGUGCUUUGCAAGGAUCAUCACAAUCAGGAAACUCAUGGCUGGCAGAUUGUACCCAACCAAAUAAAACAAUCACCUUGAACUUUGGAAAUGGCGCCAAACAGAUCAGGGUCCCAUACUCCAGCUUUAUCGCCCCUGAACAAAAAUCUACUGGGACCUGUAGUACUACCAUUGGUUACAGUGUCGAUGGCAACUAUGAUAAUUUGCCCACCUUUGGAGAUGACGUGUUGCGUUCAUUCUACGUUGUAUACGAUAUUGAAGAGAACAGUCUCCAGAUAGCUCAAGCGGUGUACACUUCUCAGUCUGAUGUUACAGCCAUCGAAUAGGUAUUAGUUUUGUGAUAGAUUGAAACUCUAAGAAUACAUGACUUAUUUAUAGUUCUGCUCCCUUGUGGUGAGUACCAAACCAAGAGUGGCAUGAAAAGUAGGAUCCGAAUCUAUUAUUAUAUUACUGCCAAGUUAUGUUUCCAUAGUU